CUCCAGAGCACCAUCAAGGCACUGGCACACAGGCGCUAUGGCAAACGACGUGCAAGUCCCGCUGUCCCCGCUGAAAGGGCGGCACGCUCCUGCAGUGAAAGCUGGAGGCAUGCGGAUUUCCAAGAAACAAGAGAUGGGCGUUUUGGAAAGACACACCAAAAAAACAGGACUGGAGAAAACAAGUGCCAUCGCAAACGCUGCCAAAAUCCAGAUGCUGGAUGCUCUGAACGACACACUGGACAAGCUCAACCAUAAAUUUCCAGCAGCAGUUCACACAGCACAUCAAAAGCCCACACCUGCUCUGGAGAAGGCCACUCCCCUGAAACGGGCCUACAUUAUCCAGCAGCCUCGAAAAUGACAGGCCGGGAUGUAAAACUCAGCCAUCUGGUCAACCUUCCUGUUAUCUGACAGCUCAAGAGAAAUGACCAACACUUCCUGUAGGCCUGCUGCCCUUACUUGGUAAAUAAAACAGCUUUUGUAUCUUCCCUUUUUACUUUGGAUAAUAAAGUUCCCAAAA
Messenger RNA from Chionomys nivalis (European snow vole), 517 nucleotides. It is a transcript of the gene Dapl1, whose product is annotated as death associated protein like 1. Gene Ontology annotation, biological process: cellular response to amino acid starvation; apoptotic signaling pathway; negative regulation of autophagy. NCBI's taxonomy places the organism in Eukaryota, Metazoa, Chordata, Mammalia, Rodentia, Cricetidae. The transcript is spliced from 4 exons. Bases 38 to 358 code for a protein of 106 amino acids. The record is from RefSeq and is a predicted model, not a curated record. Gene Ontology annotation, molecular function: death domain binding.